AUGCUUCUGUCGGUAUACUCCUACUUGUUCAGGUCUGGGGCCACCCCCUCCACGUCCUCGAGAGAAUACUCCACUAACAACCCCGUGAUCCCAACGGCAAUGGCCAACACGUUCCAUCCUCGUCUCCGGUCCAUUUUCCUUCAACUCGACGCCAUCGCCCCACGUUUCGUGUUGAACAGAGGUGACAUCGACAUUCUCACCAGCCCAGAAUCCUUCUACAAUACACUCAAGCAGAAAAUUGCUGCUGCCCAGUCAAGAGUGUUUCUUUCUACACUCUACAUCGGAAAACACCAGACUGAGCUCAUGGAUGUCAUCGACGAAGCGCUUACAGCUAACGAAGAUCUCAAGGUAUACAUUCUCACCGAUGCACUUCGUGGAACAAGAGAAGCACCUGAAGCUCCCUGUCUGGCUUCUUUGUUAGUUCCACUCGUAGAAAAACAUGGUAAACACAGGAUAGACAUAAGAAUGUACCACACACCCCAUUUGGCUGGGUUCACCAAACAUUUGGCACCCAAACGAAUCAACGAAGGCUGGGGCUUACAACACAUGAAGCUCUACGGCUUUGACAACGAGAUCAUGUUAUCCGGUGCAAAUUUGUCGCAGGACUACUUCACUGAUAGACAGGACCGUUACUAUGUGUUCAAGAACAAGCUCUUGACCGACUAUUACUUCCGAAUCCACGAGGCAGUGUCGUUGUUGAGCUACCAAGUGUUGCCUUCUAGCAAACUUGUCCAGGGUUUCAGACUCGACUGGCCCACUUCAAACAAAUCUUGCGAGCCACAUAUGAACCUCCAUCGUUUCAUUAGCGACUCGUCGUACUUGCUCGACCCAAUCUUGAAACAGCAUAAUCUUACAGCCUUUGACGAAUACAAAGACACAGACGACUUUGACACAAUAGUGUACCCUGUGUCUCAAUUCACCCCCCUUUUCCCUGACAAAAACGACAGAUCUACAGAAAAACCUGCUAUUCUCCGUCUCUUGUCUUUCUUAGACUCGCCCUCUAUCAAAUGGUGGUUCACCGCUGGCUAUUUCAACAUGUUGCCUCAGAUCCAGGACAGAUUGAUCAACGGCAAAGCCGAAGGUACAGUCAUAACAGCUUCGCCCAAGGCCAACUCGUUUUACAAAUCUGCCGGAGUUUCGUACUACUUACCCGAAGCUUAUCUUCUAUUCGCAAAGAAGUUUUUGGAAGAGGUCUACAAGGUAGGAAAGUCGUCGAUGAUCAAAGUUUACGAAUGGCAAAACGGUAUAGUCAACACUGUAGGAGGGUGGUCAUACCAUGCCAAAGGGUUAUGGAUCACAGUGCCAGAGGAAACAGAACCCAGUAUAACAGUCAUUGGUUCGUCCAACUACACCAAGCGGGCCUACUCUCUUGACUUGGAAAGCAACGCUAUCGUCAUCACUAAGGACCCCGAAUUGAAGAGUCUCAUGAAGCUGGAAAUCGAAAACUUGAUGAAGCAUGUUUCGCCUUUAGAGCUCCAUGACUUCAAGCCCAAGUCCAAAACAGUAGCCGAAGUCCCCAUUGGCGAAAACGCUGCCAAGGUCAACAACAAGGUCAUAUACGAAAUUGACGACGAUAGAAAGAUCAGCUAUGGUGUCCAUUUAGCUGUUAAGUUGUUGGGAGGUAAGUUGUAA
Messenger RNA from Scheffersomyces stipitis CBS 6054, 1632 nucleotides. RefSeq names its product CDP-diacylglycerol--glycerol-3-phosphate 3-phosphatidyltransferase (gene PEL1). The record is from RefSeq and is a predicted model, not a curated record. NCBI's taxonomy places the organism in Eukaryota, Fungi, Ascomycota, Pichiomycetes, Serinales, Debaryomycetaceae. Bases 1 to 1632 code for a protein of 543 amino acids. Gene Ontology annotation, biological process: cardiolipin biosynthetic process. Gene Ontology annotation, molecular function: CDP-diacylglycerol-glycerol-3-phosphate 3-phosphatidyltransferase activity. The transcript is spliced from 2 exons. Gene Ontology annotation, cellular component: mitochondrion.